Messenger RNA from Cercospora beticola, 2882 nucleotides. Its product is annotated as autophagy-related protein 9. Lineage: Eukaryota; Fungi; Ascomycota; Dothideomycetes; Mycosphaerellales; Mycosphaerellaceae. Gene Ontology annotation, cellular component: phagophore assembly site; autophagosome. Gene Ontology annotation, biological process: autophagy of mitochondrion; protein localization to phagophore assembly site; nucleophagy. The record is from RefSeq and is a predicted model, not a curated record.
GGUCGCCUGAUCAGCUGUUCUUCCCCAAGCGGAUCAGUCAUUCCAACCUGCGAAUAUCUCCCAGAUCCCAAGCAAUCUUCCAUCGUAGCCCUACCGCAGCGCAAACUGCUCGAUGAUGGCAAAGAGCGUGCUUCCGAUUACACGAUCCCACGACCGAUAGCGGCAUCGUGAGAUGUCAACAGACGAGCGCUAGCUAUAUCUGAGCUCUCUCGUGCAACAAUUCUCGACGUGCCACCAUCAUGGGAGACCUACUCGCGUCACGCGUCUUGUCGCGCUUUCUCCCAGUGGCUGAGGGCGAUGUCUCUGUCUAUGAUGGCAUGAGACGCGAUGCUGUCAGGCGCGGAGAUGUCGAGGCUCAGAGACAGCGUGUAUAUACGGACGGAUACCAGGACGACGACGAUGACGAUCCAGACGCUUUUCUUUACGAUCCCUCUGGAGAUCAACCCACGCCCACCGACCCUGGCCUGAGUCCUGAGAUGUUCGCUGCACGGCCUAAGUGGCAGAGUCCUGGGUCUAAGAGGAGGGGAAUGGACGACGAGGACGUGCCUGAGUCCUUACUCCUAGAGCCUAGGGCUAAAGCGGGACCUAGCAGACAGCAGCCUAAGAACGCGGCAGACAUGAAAUUAGCAAGGGCUGAAGCACAAUGGAAAGCAUCACAAGAACAGCAAUGGUUAUCAACACCCAGAGGUCCGCGCUCUGCAAGACCUACUUCUCGUCCUUCGCGAACGUCCGCACCUACGAGACCGCCGCUUCGCACAAACCCGCAAGCUGAAGCGACGUGGAUGUAUACAAACGCGACCAACCUUGAUGCUUUCCUACUCGAGGUUUACCAGUACUUCGUCCAACACGGUGUCUGGUCCAUUCUCCUAUCACGGGCUCUGACUUUGAUGACAGAACUUUUCGCGUUCAGCUUCACGAUGUUUCUGACGACCUGUAUUGACUACUCGAAGAUACCCAGCAGCAAAUCCACAGCAGAAAUCAUGAUCCCCAAAUGCAUGGCAAAAGCACCGUGGUACAAGAAUGCCGCGUUGUUCUUCUUCGUUAUCUACUGGCUGUUCAAGGCACUCCGCUACUCCAGGGACGUGCGGAGACUAUUUCAGAUGCAGGACUUCUACCAGCAUGUACUCGACAUUGGAGAUCAGGACAUCCAAACUGUGGCAUGGGCGGAGGUGGUAAACGGUCUAGUCAAGGUGCAGAAUGCGAAUGUUGCUACCGCUGCUGAACCAUCUGAGCAAGGCAGGAAAUACCUCGACUUCAACAAGCCACGACAGCGAUUGAACGCUGAAGCCAUCGCCAAUCGGCUCAUGCGCCAGGACAAUUACUACGUCGCCAUGUACAAUAAAGACUUGCUCGACUUCACUCUCCCUGUACCUUUCAUGGGGCGGCGUCACUUCUACUCGAGGAGCUUGGAGUGGUCCAUCAAUUUCUGCUUCACAAACUUCAUCUUCGAUGAGACGGGGAGCAUUCGUCCAUUCUGCCUUGACAUUAAGAGAAGACAUGCGCUGGUUGAUGCGCUGCGUGUUCGAUUUAGAGCUGCUGCCCUGGUCAGCAUCUUGAUCGCGCCAUUUACUAUUGGGUACAAUGUGAUCCUGUUCUUCUUCAAGAACUACACGGAAUUUACCAAGAAUCCUUCGCGAGCUGGCGCGCGCACUUUCGCCCCGUAUGCGGAAUGGAAAAUGCGAGAGUUCAACGAGUUGGAACACCUGUUCCGACGCCGGCUGCGGCAGGCACAUCCAUUCGCGAUUGAGUACCUGAAGCAAUUCCCUAAAGACAAGACUGAUCAAGCCUGUCGCUUCGUGGCUUUUGUCUCCGGGGCGAUAGCUGCAGUUCUCACACUUGCAACUCUAUUCGAUCCAGAGCUCUUCUUGGGCUUCGAAGUGACCCCAGGAAGAACGGCAGUAUUCUGGCUUUCUGUCAUGGUUGGCAUCUUUGGUGUGGCAAACGGAUCUCUGCCAGACGACAACGACCUGCAUGACCCAGGAUUCCAUAUGAGAGAGGUUUUGAUGUACACACAUUACAUGCCUUCCCACUGGAAAAAUAGGCUACACAGUGAUGAGGUCCGCGCGGAAUUCUCAGGCAUGUUCAAACUCAGGCUCUUCGUCUUUGCGGAAGAACUUUUGAGCUUGAUUGUGACACCAUUGAUCCUGUGGCAGAACUCGGGCAAGACCUGUGAGCGGGUCAUUGACUUCUUCCGCGAGCAAACAAUUCAUAUCGAAGGCAUCGGAUAUCAAUGCAACUUCGCUUACUUCAACUUCAAGAAGAGGGUUGAUAUCGAGGACCCUGCCACAUUCAUGCCUGAGCCGGAUGGACUGCGUGAUGACCACUUUGGCCUCAAGGACGACAAAAUGGCAGCUUCAGUACACAAUUUCAUGCAGUACUACAGCCACUACAAUGGUCGUCAGACAACGCGGCGGCCCCAGAGUUGGCAGCCUCCGCCUGCGUGGCCUGGCGGCGUCCCAGCUGGUAUUGCGGAAGAGCCCGCAGAAAUGCCUGCACCAUAUGUUCCUACGAACGCAAGGAAACAUCGAAACUCAGGAGCCUCUGCGAUCCGAUCACCUAGACAGGCGGUCAACGAGGCUCGACGGCACGGGAAACGUCAAGGUUUCGAACAUGUUGGGCGAAGCACAAUUGGAACUGGUCUCGCAGAUGUGACCGAGAGCCGAAUUAUGGCACAAGACAGUGAUCUGCAAGAUUUUGCUGAUGCCCCAGGUGUUUCAGCGCUUGAGAGCGACACAGAUGCUGAUGAAGGGGAUGUGCAAGGUGCACCUGGAAUUCUUGGUUUAGCGACACAAUUUGUGAAGGCACAAACUGAGAAGACGACUGGACCUGUUAGCAUGACGUGAAUGCGGACGUAGAGGUCAUGCACGCAUUUCUUGACGUUA